AUGCCGCGAGAGAUCAUCACGCUCCAGGCGGGUCAGUGUGGAAACAGUGUUGGCUCACAAUUCUGGCAGCGACUCUGCCAGGAGCAUGGGAUUGACCAAAAUGGCAAUCUCGAGGACUUUGCGACCGAGGGCGGCGACCGCAAAGAUGUCUUCUUCUACCAGUCCGACGAUACGCGCUACAUUCCCCGUGCCAUCCUCAUGGACACGGAACCUCGCGUGAUCAACGGCAUCCAAAGCGGGCCAUACAAGAACAUUUACAAUCCCGAAAAUGUGUACGUGAACAAGGAGGGCACAGGAGCUGGCAACAACUGGGCGCAGGGAUACGAGAUGGGAAGCAGGGCGCAGGAUGAGCUGAUGGACAUGAUCGACCGUGAAGCAGACGGCAGCGACAGUCUGGAGGGUUUCAUGCUGCUGCAUUCCAUUGCUGGUGGUACUGGAUCUGGCCUGGGAUCUUUCCUUCUCGAGCAGCUCAAUGACCGCUUUCCCAAGAAGAUCAUCCAGACGUAUUCCGUCUUCCCCGAAAAGACCGGAGAUGUCGUUGUCCAGCCUUACAACUCGCUUCUCGCUCUACGACGACUGACCGAGAAUGCUGAUGCCGUCGUGGUCCUCGACAACGGGGCACUGUCAAAGAUUGCAGCGGAGACAUUGCACGUGCAAGAACCAUCAUUCUCACAAACGAAUCAACUGGCAAGCACGGUCAUGUCCGCAGCAACCACAACACUGAGAUAUCCCGGCUACAUGCAUAACGAUCUGGUCGGAAUUGUAGCGAGUCUGAUCCCGWCACCGAGGUGCCACUUCUUGCAGACAAGCUACACUCCCUUCACUGGCGACAACGUAGAGGCCGCGAAAACGGUGAGGAAAACUACUGUGCUGGAUGUGAUGAGGCGUCUGCUACAGCCGAAGAACCAAAUGAUCGAAGCGAAAACUACCAAAACCAGUUGCUAUAUCUCAAUCUUGAAUAUCAUCAUGGGCGAAGCCGACCCAACAGACGUUCACAAAUCGCUGCUUCGUAUAAGAGAGCGUAAUCUCGCCUCCUUCAUUCCCUGGGGUCCAGCCAGCAUUCAAGUUGCACUGACUCGCACAUCGCCAUACAUGCAACCCCCCUACACAACUCGCGCACCUCCGCGAGUCUCUGGACUCAUGCUGGCUAAUCACACAGGCAUCGCCACCCUCUUCAAGCGAAUCGUCAAGCAGUACGACCCUUUGCGAAAACGAAACGCGUUCCUGGAGCAGUACAAACGCCACGAGCCUUUCCGGGACGGGUUCGGGGAAUUCGAUGAGUGUCGAGAGGUCGUUAUGGACUUGAUCAAGGAAUACGAGGAUGCGGAGCGUGCAGACUAUCUGACUGGCGGGAAUGAUGACGAGCCAGCAAACGGGGGCGCGGAUGCGAGAGCGGAUGGCGCGAAUGGUCGGUGA
Ramularia collo-cygni is the source of this 1416-nucleotide messenger RNA. RefSeq names its product probable tubulin gamma chain. Gene Ontology annotation, biological process: meiotic spindle organization; mitotic cell cycle; mitotic spindle organization. Gene Ontology annotation, molecular function: GTP binding; structural constituent of cytoskeleton. The transcript is spliced from 4 exons. Bases 1 to 1416 code for a protein of 471 amino acids. The record is from RefSeq and is a predicted model, not a curated record. Gene Ontology annotation, cellular component: centrosome; gamma-tubulin complex; cytoplasm. NCBI's taxonomy places the organism in Eukaryota, Fungi, Ascomycota, Dothideomycetes, Mycosphaerellales, Mycosphaerellaceae.